ACGUGCCGGGCGCCCUGAAGGAGAAGGGGUCACGGUGGCCCCGCUCGCCCGAUGCGGAAGAUGCUGGCCGCCCUCAGCCGCCUCCUGCCCGGCCUGGCCCAGAGACCGGCCGGAAGAGUGCUGGUAGCAUCUCGAAACUUCGCCAACGAUGCCACGUUUGAUAUCAAGAAAUGUGAUCUUCAUCGCUUGGAAGAGGGCCCUCCGGUCACCACGGUGCUCACCAGAGAGGAGGGGCUCAAAUACUACAGGACAAUGCAGACCAUCCGUCGGAUGGAAUUAAAGGCAGACCAGUUGUAUAAGCAGAAGAUCAUCCGUGGCUUCUGUCACCUGUAUGACGGACAGGAAGCAUGCUGUGUUGGGCUCGAGGCGGGGAUCAACCCCUCAGACCAUGUGAUCACAGCCUAUCGGGCGCAUGGAUACACGUACACACGUGGGCUGGCUGUCCGGGAGAUCCUGGCCGAGUUGACAGGUCGAAAAGGCGGCUGUGCUAAAGGGAAAGGAGGAUCGAUGCACAUGUAUGCCAAUAAUUUUUAUGGCGGGAAUGGCAUCGUCGGAGCUCAGGUGCCUCUGGGGGCUGGUAUUGCCCUGGCCUGUAAAUAUAAUGGCAAAGAUGAGGUCUGUUUGACUCUCUAUGGAGAUGGUGCUGCUAAUCAGGGUCAAAUAUUUGAAGCCUACAAUAUGGCAGCUCUAUGGAAGCUGCCAUGCAUUUUCAUCUGCGAGAAUAACCGUUACGGAAUGGGCACGUCGGUUGAGAGAGCUGCAGCCAGUACCGACUAUUACAAAAGAGGAGAUUACAUUCCGGGGAUAAGGGUGGAUGGUAUGGAUAUUCUCUGUGUCCGUGAAGCAACAAAGUUUGCUGCUGCCCACUGUAGAUCUGGAAAGGGGCCUAUGUUGAUGGAACUUCAGACCUAUCGUUACCAUGGACACAGUAUGAGUGACCCUGGAGUCAGUUACCGCACUAGGGAAGAAAUUCAAGAAGUGCGGAGUAAGAGCGAUCCUAUUACACUCCUGAAGGAUAGGAUGGUCAACAACAACCUCACUACUGUUGAAGAGCUGAAGGAGAUUGACGUUGAAGUAAGGAAGGAGAUAGAGGACGCGGCCCAGUUUGCCACCACGGAUCCCGAGCCGCCCCUGGAAGAACUGGGCUACCACAUCUACUCCCGCGAGCCGCCUUUUGAAGUUCGUGGCCCGAACCAGUGGAUCAAGUACAAAUCCGUAAGCUAGACGCAGACCCUCCGCGCAGUAAGGCCGAGCUGGGACGCUCGGUUAACUUCCGCAGACUGAAUGUGUAAAAUGCCCUCCACUCCUGUUUAGCGGGGAAUAAAACUGGGAAAGGGAAAGUGUGUCGGCUGUCAGAGAACUGAAUAAAUACUUUGCUGCAUUCAAAA
Messenger RNA from Tachyglossus aculeatus (Australian echidna), 1388 nucleotides. RefSeq names its product pyruvate dehydrogenase E1 subunit alpha 1 (gene PDHA1). Gene Ontology annotation, molecular function: pyruvate dehydrogenase (acetyl-transferring) activity. The transcript is spliced from 11 exons. Gene Ontology annotation, cellular component: intracellular membrane-bounded organelle. Bases 52 to 1224 code for a protein of 390 amino acids. Gene Ontology annotation, biological process: pyruvate decarboxylation to acetyl-CoA. Lineage: Eukaryota; Metazoa; Chordata; Mammalia; Monotremata; Tachyglossidae. The record is from RefSeq and is a predicted model, not a curated record.